This is a messenger RNA of Penicillium bovifimosum, 1479 nucleotides long. RefSeq names its product DUF895 domain membrane protein. Gene Ontology annotation, biological process: transmembrane transport. The transcript is spliced from 4 exons. Lineage: Eukaryota; Fungi; Ascomycota; Eurotiomycetes; Eurotiales; Aspergillaceae. The record is from RefSeq and is a predicted model, not a curated record. Gene Ontology annotation, molecular function: transmembrane transporter activity. Bases 1 to 1479 code for a protein of 492 amino acids.
AUGGAGGAACGGAAGACCGUGGUUGAAUAUUCCGUCGAACCCGCCCCCCGACCCCCAGGAUGGAUGUACAAGGCCGGUAGCAUUGGCAAAUGGUCGACAAGUUGGUAUGCGUCGCCGCGCAACCAGCUGGCAAUGGUCGCCUUCGUCUGCUUCCUCUGCCCAGGCAUGUUCAACGCCCUCAGCGGCUUGGGCGGUGGUGGAAAAGCCGACCCCACCCUGAGUGACCAAAUGAACAUUGCGCUGUACAGUACCUUUGCCGUGGUGGGUUUCUUCGCCGGAACUGUCGUCAACCGUAUUGGAGUCCGUCUCUCGCUUUCGUUCGGUGGAAUCGGUUACUGCAUUUACUCCAUUAGUCUGCUCGUCUCGGUACACAAACAUGUACCCGGCUUCAACAUCUUCGCCGGCGCAUUCCUCGGUGUGUGCGCCGGUCUGCUCUGGGCUGCCCAGGGAACCAUCAUGAUGUCGUACCCGCCUGAGCAGCAGAAGGGUCGAUACUUCUCUUGGUUCUGGUGUAUUUUCAAUGUCGGAGCCUGUAUCGGUAGCUUGAUCCCCCUCGGCGAAAACAUCAACGUCAAGACCAACGAAACCGUUAGCGAUGGAACAUACAUUGCCUUCAUCGUCCUGAUGUUCGCCGGCGCCGUCCUCGCCCUUUUCCUCUGUGACGCAGAUAAGGUGGUGCGCACCGACGGCUCCCGCGUCAUUCUCAUGAAACAGCCCUCCUGGAAAACCGAGUUCAUCGGACUCUGGGACACAAUCCGCGCUGAACCGUGGAUCGUCCUCCUCUUCCCCAUGUUCUGGUCUUCCAACUGGUUCUACACCUACCAGCAGAACGCCAUCAACGGCGCCUACUUCAACACCCGCACCAAGGCACUCAACGGCUUCCUCUACUGGUUCGCGCAGAUCGUCGCCGCGGUCAUCAUCGGACCCUUGCUUGAUAUCGAGCGCGUGCGUCGCACUGUGCGUGCCAAGGCUGCUCUCGUCAGUCUGUUCGUGCUUACCGUUGCUAUCUGGGGUGGUGGUUAUGCCUGGCAGAAAAAGUACACCCGUGAGACUGUGGCUCAGAAGGAUUUCGUGCCCUGGGAUUGGGAAACCAAGGGCUACGUUGGACCCAUGUUCCUGUACUUCUUCUACGGCAUGUACGAUGCUGUCUGGCAGGGAAUUGUCUACUGGAUCAUGGGCGCCCUCGGUAACUCCGGCCGUAAACUCGCCAAUUUGGCCGGAUUCUACAAGGGUCUUCAGUCCGCCGGUGCCGCCGUCAUGUGGUCACUCGACAGCAACAAGCUCCCAUACAUGAACGAGUACGCGUCGAACUUCGGUCUGCUGUGUGCCUCGAUCCUCGUCGCUGCCCCGGUUGUCUUCUUCAAGAUCAAGGACUCCGUUCCCGUUGAGGAUGAGCUUGCCGGUACGGGUGAGACUCUCGAGGAUGUGUUGCCACCUGGUGCUGUUGAGCAGAUCCGGGCUGGCGAUGAGAAGAUUUAG